This is a messenger RNA of Manduca sexta (tobacco hornworm), 1080 nucleotides long. RefSeq lists its product as uncharacterized. The transcript has 3 exons. Bases 243 to 1010 code for a protein of 255 amino acids. The record is from RefSeq and is a predicted model, not a curated record. Lineage: Eukaryota; Metazoa; Arthropoda; Insecta; Lepidoptera; Sphingidae.
AGAAAGGUCUUUUACGUGACACUGACAUUAUUCUUGUACGAAUCCAAGACGUUUAGUUGUUUGCGCAUUAAUCUAAGUUUAUGUACUCUAUGAAUCACCGGAGUGCCGAAGCGAGGUAGCGACUCAGGGAGUGCAACAAGGCGCGUUUCGUAAAACUACGUACUAUAACGAAGCUUGUUAGUGUACUUCAGUAAGAAGAUUGUCUGGUGCACUGGAGACACCUUCGAACAAGCAGUCAGCAGAUGGAACUAAUGAGUUCACUGUUGUUGUGCACGUUUGUAGUGAUGGCGCCGCAAGCGCUAGCUGAAAGUUUUAUACAUACUGAUUGGGAUACAAUAUACAAUGACACGAUGAAAAACCGGCAAAGACCCUCGAUACAUAACAAGAUACUGCUAAAUAUUAAUGCGCCACCUCUCGUUAACGUUGUCAGUGAAGUGCAGGCCGUUUUUGCUGAGGCAGCUUGUCAGAACUGCAUCGCGUGUAUGGAGAGAGCUAUUAAAGCUGAUAAGAUUAAUUUACACAUGGUUGAUAAUCGCCCCAGUGCUGAGGAACUUCAGACCGAUGUUCUAUCUGAACGACAUAAUUUUGAUAGGCACCGUGAGAAAAGAAAUCUUGCUAAUGACACAGUCAAAUUAAAAAAGGUUAAAUCUAAAAGAAAUAAAGUGCUCAAAGCUGUUAUUGUUACGAAACUUAAAGUAGAUGAACAAUUGUAUGCUUUGAAAAUAAAAGAAACUAUUACUCAAACAGGUGAACAACUAAAGGAUAUGAAAUCUACAUCGACUACAUGUCAAGUAUAUGAUGUUAAAAAUUCAUUUCCUUGCGACACUCCAGAAGCAGAGAUCUUGUUGACAGUCGCGAAGCAAAGAAUAAACAAGAAAAGUAAAAAACAAAAAGAAAAGCGUACGAUACGAGCGACCACGCAUAAAAUUGUACCUUUAUUUAGAAAACGUCAGGUGGACCAUUCUCAAGUGCCAGAAAACUUCAUGCCCUCUAUUGAGGAUAUAUACUAGUUGUUGAUUUAGUUGCGAAUACCCUACGACCUUACAUAAACAUAUAUUUUUAAUAAAGAAUUUAUUAAUA